Molecule: messenger RNA, 623 nt
Organism: Plectropomus leopardus (leopard coralgrouper)
Lineage: Eukaryota; Metazoa; Chordata; Actinopteri; Perciformes; Serranidae
Source: RefSeq, a predicted model, not a curated record
GAUGCCAUCUCCACGGUCGCCUGCUCGGAGAAAUCCACAGGAAAAAUCUUUGUUUACGACGGACGGGGAAGCAACCAGCCCCUCCACGUCUUUGACAAGAUGCACUCGUCGCCGCUCUCCCAAAUCCGCCUGAAUCCCAAAUUCAGAGUCAUCGUCUCUGCUGACAAAGCGGGAAUGCUGGAAUACUGGACCGGCCUCCCACAUGAAUUCAAGUUCCCGAAGCACGUGCAUUGGGAAUACAAAACAGACACAGACUUGUAUGAAUUUGCGAAACACAAAACGUAUCCCACCAGCCUCGCGUUUUCUCCCGAUGGGAAGAAAAUGGCCACCAUCGCUACUGACAGGAAAGUCCGGAUCUUCCGCUUCCUGACAGGAAAACUGAUGCGAGUGUUCGAUGAAUCAUUAACCAUGUUCACAGAGUUGCAGCAAAUGAGGCAGCAGCUGCCUGACAUGGAGUUUGGGAGGCGGAUGGCGGUGGAGAGAGAGCUGGAGAAGGUGGACGGCAUCCGACUGACGAAUAUCAUCUUUGACGAGACCGGACACUUUGUGCUCUACGGCACCAUGCUGGGCAUCAAGGUCAUCAAUGUGGAGACCAACAGGUGCGUUCAUAUCUUUUUUUUAUG